AUGCAAUUCUCAUUCGCACUCAUCGCCACGCUUGCCAGCAUCAUCUCUGCCAACCCUCUCGAAAGGCGCGACACUGAUCCUAACGGCUCUUACCCUGUGUGUACCACUACCAGCACGGCCAAGAGGGGUCCUUUCUACCUCAAGUGUGGACCUACUGGUGGCUACGUUCAGCAGGUUGAAGAUGGUCAGGCCUUCUGCGGUCCCGACAACGGCCUUGGUCCUACGUGCGAGUCGGACGCCAAGCCUUUCUUCUACUUGACCUGCAACGGUCUCCUCCGCGACAGCAAUGGCCGCAUCUUUGAGGUUGCCAAUGGUCAGCUGCAGGCCAACUACGGUGGUGGUAGCUACUUCACCUUUGGUCUCUGCCAGGCACCGAGCGCACAAAUGAACCAGCUCACGGUCAACGGCAUCAACACCAUCUACAUUUGCAAGGCCAACCCUCAGGGCACCAGCUACCGCAUCUACACUGGCUCUCAGGUCCCAGCGAGCAACAACGCCAACUGCAAUGCCAUCAACUUGAUCGCAGAGUUCCUUCAGUAG
Protomyces lactucae-debilis is the source of this 540-nucleotide messenger RNA. RefSeq lists its product as uncharacterized. The coding region runs from base 1 to 540 and encodes 179 amino acids. The record is from RefSeq and is a predicted model, not a curated record. Lineage: Eukaryota; Fungi; Ascomycota; Taphrinomycetes; Taphrinales; Protomycetaceae. The transcript has a single exon.